CCGGUCCGCCCUCGCGUGCGCGACCAGAGGGCCCCAGUCCACUCCUUUCCGCGCGCCGCCUCCGUCCUACCCCAGCUGAGCCAGGACGUCGUGAAGGAGGCAAGGAGCAGCUUGUUGGCUUCAUACUCUACAUGCAGCAACAGAUCCUCUCGUAAUCCCUGUAUUUGAACCUAUAUCCUCCCAAGUCCCAACGGUGCUAUCUGGAGGUGCCUGCAUUGCUUGCCUUCUAAAGUCCCACUAAGCUCGCACAUCGUUUUGGAGCAUCUACAACACUCAUAGCAGCCAACCUUUGUAGCUGAGAAGUUAUUAAGAGAAGGAGCUUGUGUGUAACGGAAGUCUAUGAUAUUGGUGAUGCUGCUUUCAAGUGGUUUAUGACUACAUGUGGAUUAAAAUGGAAGGGGUUUAAGGCAGAAUUAAAAGAGAAGUUUUUUGAUGAGACAUUAACAGAUAAGGAGCUGAUGGCAAGAAAUGGUGCAAUAGUAAAUCCUAAUGAUUGGAAGUUUCUUAUUAACUUUUGGAGGUCUGAUGAAUCUAAAAACGGGCAAAAGCAUGCCGUGCAAAGUUCUCCUUCAUACAUCUGGCAGCGUUAGCCAUGCUUCUACUAGGCAUAAACUGGGUGAGGAACUUGGGCGUCCGGCUAGAAGAGAUGAAGUCUUUGUCAAAACACAUACAAGAAAAAAUGGGGUUCCUUCAAGGCAGGCAGCACCAAAAAUUGAUGAAAUUAAAGAAAUUCUUGAAGUCUAUCUAGAGGUGGUUGACAGAACAAUUCAGCAAGGCGAUGCAUACGCUAUUGUUUGCGGACUAAAGGAGCCAAAAGGACGUGUUCGUGUAUUGGGCGUAGGACCAACUCCCCAAGAUAUUGGUACAUCGGAGUUGAAGUCGUACAUGCCAACAAGGAUUCAAAUAGAAGUUCUUGCUCGUGAAAAAGCUGAAAGUGAGAAAGCAGCUCUACAACAACGUGUUAAGGAAUUAGAGGAGCAAAUGCUUGAGGAAAGGCUGGCACAAGAAAGGCAAAAUCAUGAAUCCAACUCACAACAUGGUUCUAAUUCACGACACCAAGUGAGUCCGAGGCCUGAAGAAGCUGCAGAUGAGUCACAUCAAAAUAAUUCUAGAGCUGAAGGAGGUAAUUGCACAGACAAUGAAGAUUAUGACCUUUCUGAUGGGGAGAACUUGCUUAACCAAAGGCAUGCAACAGCUCCAUUAGUGCCUGCCAUGAACAAUGCAUCCCAACCAAGUGUUCAUGAUGGCCAUCGCUAUGCACAUGAUUCCCUUGUUGGAAAGACUGUCAUACUAUAUGCUAUGCUGAGAUCACAAGCUGUAGCUAGGGGUGUUGUCAUUUCAACUAAUCCAAACACCAUAUUAGAAGGUCAGCCUCUUGGGAAGCAAUUUUGUGAAGUUAUUGUGAAUUUGGUGCUGAAAAGAGAUGCAAUGCUGCCUCGCCCUUAUGAUGAUAUGGAAACUAUGGCUGAUGCAGACAUGAUGUCAAUUGCAUGGCCAUACAAGAGGCUAAAGGUUUGCGAUGAUAGGGCAUCAAAACCUUCUCAUGGUGCUGUAGGAUUGCAGGAAUCACAAGGUGCUGCUAAUUAACUAGUAUGCUAUGCUGAAUUAGUUGACAUGGUGAAAGUAGCAAAAUGACCAACAUCAAGCCAGUAAUUGUGCCAUAUCAUUUGUUGGAGGCUGAGGUGAUUUCAGUGGAUCUUUUGGGGCUGUGAUGACACCACUGAGGAAUCACAUUAACUUGUCUCGUGUGUGAUUUUGAUGGAAGGUUAAACCUCUUAAUAUGAUGUCUUUUGUACAACAAAUGCUAAUGGCUAUGUAGAUGAACCAUAGAUAUAUGAACUGUUAGUUGUUUAUCUUGACUCUUGGCUUGUAUGGAUGAUGUCCUAUAUAUAUUCACCUAUAUAAAUUAUCUUGGCUUGUC
Panicum virgatum (switchgrass) is the source of this 1921-nucleotide messenger RNA. RefSeq lists its product as uncharacterized. The coding region runs from base 490 to 1587 and encodes 365 amino acids. The record is from RefSeq and is a predicted model, not a curated record. The transcript is spliced from 11 exons. Lineage: Eukaryota; Viridiplantae; Streptophyta; Magnoliopsida; Poales; Poaceae.